AUGAGCGAACAGAGCAAGCCCAGCUAUACUCCAACAAUUCACGAUAUGCCCUCUGAAGAGAAGCCGCGCGAACGGCUCCGGGACAGUGGGCCUGGAAGUCUAUCGAAUGGCGAACUUAUCGCGAUCCUGCUUCGCGAUGGCACCAGAGGCGAGAACGUCCUUGCGCUGUCGAGCAGGAUACUGGCAGAACUGCAUGGGCUAGAGGGGCUAUCAAAGACGAAUCUGGAGGAGAUAUGCCAAUUUCACGGCAUCGGUCCAGCCAAGGCCAGCCAGGUAUUGGCGGCAAUUGAGCUUGGCCGACGCACCGCAAGCAUGGUUCCCGACGCUCGUUCGAUAAUCACCUGCGCCGAGGACGUGAGGAAUCUGGUUGGAGCAGAGAUGGCGGCCUUGAUCAGGAGCAACUGA
Messenger RNA from Geodia barretti, 405 nucleotides. NCBI's taxonomy places the organism in Eukaryota, Metazoa, Porifera, Demospongiae, Tetractinellida, Geodiidae. The record is from the annotation of a GenBank genome assembly.